UUUACAGUACUCCCUCCCUGCAUUCCUCUUCAAGUUUUCUUCUAUUUCACUUUCAAGCAUUUGCAUAAUUUUUUUCAGUUUUUGUUUGUCACUUCAAUUUAUUUUUUUUAUUUUUUAUCUAGAACAUCAGCAAAUGGGGAUGGACUCUGGGAUCAAUAUUUCAGAUGAAAUUGCACAUUAUGGGGGACAAAGUGCAUUUACCCAACUGGAGCAUAACAUUGUGGCUGGAUAUCUCAUCACCGCAGGCGUCAUCAGUUUAACAAGCAACAUUGUGGUGCUGAUGAUGUUUGUCAAGUUUAAGGAACUUCGCACGCCGACCAACUUCAUAAUAAUCAACUUGGCUUUAACGGACAUCGGAGUGGCUGGUAUUGGCUAUCCCAUGUCUGCUGCUUCAGACAUCCACGGCAGCUGGAAAUUUGGCUAUGCUGGCUGUCAGAUCUAUGCAGCUCUGAACAUAUUCUUUGGUAUGGCCAGUAUUGGCCUGCUGACUGUGGUGGCCAUUGAUCGCUACCUUUCCAUCUGCAGACCAGACAUAGGUCAGAAAAUGACAGUACGAUCAUACAGUCUUCUUAUUCUGGCAGCGUGGUUGAAUGCAGUGUUCUGGUCUUCCAUGCCCACAGUGGGCUGGGCUGGUUAUGCCCCUGACCCCACUGGAGCUACAUGUACCAUCAACUGGAGACAGAAUGAUGCCUCUUUCAUCUCUUACACCAUGGCAGUGAUUGCUGUGAACUUUGUGGUUCCUCUGUGUGUCAUGUUUUACUGUUACUACAAAGUAUCAGUCACUGUCAGGAGAUACAAAGCAAGCAACUGCCUGGACAGCAUUAACAUGGACUGGUCCGAUCAGAUGGAUGUCACCAAGAUGUCCAUUGUAAUGAUUGUCAUGUUCCUGGUUGCCUGGUCUCCAUACUCCAUGGUGUGUCUGUGGGCAUCGUUCAGUGACCCUAAGACUAUCCCUGCUCCCAUGGCUAUUAUUGCUCCACUCUUUGCCAAGUCCUCCACCUUUUACAACCCCUGUAUUUACGUCAUUGCCAACAAAAAGUUCAGAAGAGCCAUCAUAGGGAUGAUUCGAUGUCAAACAAGGCAGCGAAUCACCAUCACUACACAGGUUCCCAUGACAACUUCCCAACAACCCCUGACCCAGUGAGAUGAAAUUGCUUCAGUAUGACAUCAUAUUAAUAUUGAUGUAACUGUGUAGAACAUUUCUAUGAUGACAUAACACAAAUCACUGAUGGUGCUUCUUCUAUUCUUCGGAUCAAUAACCUGAUACGCUCGUGUUUACUGUGUAAAUCCCACUUGAUGCUACAUUGCUGCUGCUCUUUGUGAUCCACUUACUUCAAUUACCAACUGACAAGGAAAAUCUUUCUGUAUUCCAUGUUUAACUGAUUGGCAGACUCAAAUGUGUACAUUAUUGUAGUAAUUGAUUGGGUGCCAGUGGCUCACAUUUUUUAAUCAGUAAUCUGCUUUUACUGUCUAGUUUGCGAAGCCCUCGUGCUCAACAAAUAUAUUUCUUCUCCUUCAGCCCCAUCGCCCAUAUUAUAUGUAAUUGACAUAAAUGCACUGUACAAAUUGUUUAGAAGUGUGAGAGCUGCUUAGGCUGGAUCUAAAAAAACAGCUGGGUCUGAUGAUCGCAGCGUCCAUCAUCACACACCCGGUGCUGAUAUGUAACUUCCCAGCAGCUGGAUUUCCAUAUCUGUGAAAAGCAGCUGGAGUGUUUCUUUCUCCUCCCUCCUGCCUGGUCUGUCCGAAGUUUUAGGAAACCUGUAAAUAAACUAAUAAAAAC
Archocentrus centrarchus (flier cichlid) is the source of this 1780-nucleotide messenger RNA. It is a transcript of the gene rrh, whose product is annotated as retinal pigment epithelium-derived rhodopsin homolog. The coding region runs from base 134 to 1144 and encodes 336 amino acids. Gene Ontology annotation, cellular component: membrane. The transcript is spliced from 7 exons. Gene Ontology annotation, biological process: visual perception; G protein-coupled receptor signaling pathway. The record is from RefSeq and is a predicted model, not a curated record. Gene Ontology annotation, molecular function: G protein-coupled receptor activity. Lineage: Eukaryota; Metazoa; Chordata; Actinopteri; Cichliformes; Cichlidae.